Molecule: messenger RNA, 642 nt
Organism: Phyllopteryx taeniolatus (common seadragon)
Lineage: Eukaryota; Metazoa; Chordata; Actinopteri; Syngnathiformes; Syngnathidae
Gene: ccl27a
Product: chemokine (C-C motif) ligand 27a
Exons: 3
Coding region: 41-385 (114 amino acids)
Biological process (GO): immune response
Cellular component (GO): extracellular region
Molecular function (GO): chemokine activity
Source: RefSeq, a predicted model, not a curated record
GCCCGCCUCUCUACAUGGGCUGGUACUCGAGUAGUAUUGUAUGUAUAUAAAGAGUGGAAGAACACAUUUUCUGCACCUCACGUUCUCUGCCAUCAUGGGCCUGAAAGUGGUCGUGGUGACCUUGUGCCUCGUGGCUUUGGCCAUCGACUCUACUGAAGGUGGCAUCAGUAAAUGCUGCAUUAAAACCAGAAAGAAUGUCCCCAAACCAGUACUCAUGAAGGUCCGAACAUGGUACAUGCAGGACAGCAGAGGCCCCUGUGACAUCGACGCUCUCGUCAUGUAUGCGGGGGCCUGGAAGAAGCCCAUUUGUGCUCAUCCCAACGUGGAGAAAGAUCUGAACAGGGUUCAGAAGAUAAAGCAGAUGAGGCUGGGAAAAGCACACUGACAAGUGGAGUAAAUGUCUCAAUGUGGCUUGAGUUACACAUAUUUUACUUCCAUUCAUCAUGACUUCUGAUCGACAAUGGAUCAAAUUUUGGUUUUGGUACAUUCCUAUUCAUGACUGCUCCUGUUGAUAUAGCCUGGGGCUUGCAGCACUUACUUGGCUUAUUUUAGUUUUGGUGAUGCCAAACGAUCUCCUUUAUUGUUUCUGCUGGAAUCAUUUUAUUUGCAAAUAAAAAAAAAAACACACUGUGUUGAAUAUUA